Molecule: messenger RNA, 1047 nt
Organism: Sphenostylis stenocarpa
Lineage: Eukaryota; Viridiplantae; Streptophyta; Magnoliopsida; Fabales; Fabaceae
Source: the annotation of a GenBank genome assembly
AUGGAAGGCAUAGAACACAGGACGGUGGAAGUGAACGGCAUAAAAAUGCAUGUAGCAGAGAAAGGGGACGGUCCUGUGGUGUUGUUCCUCCAUGGCUUCCCUGAGCUCUGGUACUCCUGGCGCCACCAGAUUCUGGCUCUCAGCACCCUCGGGUACCGCGCCGUGGCUCCUGAUCUACGUGGCUAUGGAGACACCGACGUCCCCUCUUCGGUGAGCAGCUACACCAUCUUGCAUCUCGUGGCUGACAUCGUCGCACUCAUAGACUCACUUGGUGUGGAUCAAGUCUUCCUCGUGGCCCAUGACUGGGGUGCUAUCGUAGGUUGGCACGUCUGUUUGUUAAGGCCCGAGAGAAUCCGGGCCUAUGUUUGCCUCAGCGUCCCUUUCAUGCCCAGAAACCCAAAAGUGAGGCCCGUUGAUGCUAUGCGGGCCCUAUACGGGGAUGACUACUACAUCUGCAGAUUCCAGGAGCCAGGCAAGGCGGAAGCUAUGUAUGGCAAUAAUAACUUGGAACCAGUAAUCAAGAGCAUGCUUACAAGUCGGAGACCUGGACCACCAAUCCUUCCCAAAGAAGGAGUGGUUUCCAAUCCUGAUCAUUCAAGGCCCCUUCCAUCCUGGCUCUCACAGGAAGAUCUGACUUAUUAUGCUUCUAAAUUUGCAAAGACAGGCCUAACUGGGGGGCUCAACUACUACAGAAAUCUCAACCUCAAUUGGGAGCUCACAGCAGCAUGGACUGGAGUGCAAGUGAAAGUUCCAGUGAAAUUCAUUACAGGUGAUUUGGAUGUAGUGUACACUUCACUAGGGAUGAAAGACUACAUUAAGAGCGGUGCUUUCAAGAAAGAUGUGCCAUAUUUGGAGGAAGUGGUUGUGCAGGAAGGGGUUGCUCACUUCAACAACCAAGAAGCUGCUGAGGAUUUAAAUAAUGUGGUCACCAUUGAUCUAUUUUGCAACAUAGACGGCAAUCCUCUUACUCCCGAAGCUAAAUUGGAUGUUGGUUUUGUUUUUGUUGCAUGGAUUCGGUGUAGGGACUGGUUUAAGUUGACAAAGUAG